This is a messenger RNA of Magallana angulata, 3724 nucleotides long. Its product is annotated as ectonucleotide pyrophosphatase/phosphodiesterase family member 5-like. NCBI's taxonomy places the organism in Eukaryota, Metazoa, Mollusca, Bivalvia, Ostreida, Ostreidae. The transcript is spliced from 4 exons. Bases 104 to 1609 code for a protein of 501 amino acids. The record is from RefSeq and is a predicted model, not a curated record.
UAACUUCACUUUCAGUUUGUUUUCAGUAUAUUAAGGGAGUAAAACCCUAUGUUAAGUGAAACCCGGAAGAAAAAUAGAGUUUAUCAUCACAUUUUAAGACGCCAUGAAGUUGAAACACAAAGGAAAUCGUUUUAGAAAUCUUCAGAAGUCGAUACUGGCCUUGUUUCUUGUAUUCGUUGUUGCAACACGCGGUAACGAUCAUCUUAAACACCGAGUUUUGCUCGUGUCUUAUGAUGGAUUCCGCUGGAAUUACUUAGAUAAAAUUUCAAAUAAGGUGAAUUUUGAACGCAUAAUAAACGCAGGAGUGUAUGCAAAAAAGGGACUGCAGAACGCAUUCAUUACAAAGACAUUUCCCAACCACUAUACUCUGGUGACAGGGUUAUACGAGGAGAGCCAUGGCAUUGUCGCAAAUGAGAUGUAUGACCCACUGUUUAAUGAGACAUUCUCUUUAUCUGACCCUGAGGAUGUGAUCAAGUCUAAGUGGUUUGACGAUGGGGGUGAACCUAUUUGGGUUACAAACCAGAAACAGUCAACUCCUUCAUUACCUCGGCGGAGUGGGUCUCUGUUUUGGCCAGGAUCAAUGGCAAGUGUUCACGGGUACCUCCCGACUAAGUAUCUGGCGUAUGAUCCAAACAUGAAGUUUGAGGAGAGAGUGGACAUUAUCAUAUCGUGGUUUCUGGACAAGGACCCAAUAGACUUGGGAUUGUUAUAUUACGAACACCCUGAUGAAGAAGGACAUGUGUAUGGCCCAGAGAGUGACAAUAUGACACUCACUAUACAGAAACUAGAAGCGUGUACAGGGUAUCUCCUAGACAGUCUGGAGAAGAAUAAUCUACUUGAUACGGUGAAUGUCAUUUUAACAAGUGACCAUGGCAUGACAACAACACCAAAUGACAAAACCAUUGUGUUAGGAGAUUACAUUCACAAAGACUUAUACAAAGUGAUUGUUAUGAACAACCCUAUAGUUAGUAUUAUACCUCAAAAUGAAACAGCUGGAGAUGCGAUUGUCAGCAAAUUAAAAAAUGUGGCACAUCUAGAAGUCUACAAAAAAUCAGAAAUCCCUCAAGAAUACCAUUACAGCAGAAAUCGCAGAAUUUUGGACAUAUUGAUUGUAGCUGAUUUGGGGUAUACCAUAGUGGAGUCCAAGGAUCAGAAUUACACAGGAAAGGGUGACCAUGGUUACAACAACAGUCUCCCAGACAUGCACCCGUUCUUCAUGGCCAUGGGUCCAGCGUUCAGGGUCAAUCACACCGUGGAGACCUUUAAAAAUGUCGAUGUCUAUCCUUUGAUCUGCAGUAUCCUGGGCAUUGAGCCUGCACCAAAUAACGGCUCAAUGGAUAUUGUCCACGGCUUACUGAAGCCGAAAAAGGAGAGAAAAUUAUAUGAAUUAGACAACACAUUUGUUGUUUAUUUAGUGAUUUUAGCUAUCGGGGGUAUCUUUGCUGGAAUUUUUACAAUUGGUGCCUGUCGCCAGAGAAGAUUUCACAGACACGGAGAGUUGACCCCGCUUCCAUACAAGCGCCCCACAGCAUCCUACUCCCCCGUCUCCCUGUCUCAAAAUGGACCCAGUCUACCCCUACUCAGUGACGAUACAGAGGAAGAGUUCUAAUUUUAUACAACAAUUUUUGCUUAAUUCCUCUAGUUUACAUUCAGGAAGAUCAUGUAACUUACAAAGCAUUUUUUCUUUUGUUUGCUUGUACGUGUUUUUAUGAAAUGUUUUAUGGAUAUGUUCUUUAUAUUAGUUCUACCAUUUGAGUGCAUAUGGGUACUUAUCAAAUAAUAACACUGUCUCUUAUUCUAAGUUGAUGGUGGAUUUUUUCUCAGAGUCCUUUUGCUUGAUAAUACAUGUAUCUAUGUUGUAUGGCAAAUUUACAUCAUUUCUUUUUCUGAAAAUUGGCCGUUUUCCCUCAAGUCUUAGUAGACAGGCAGUUUAGUUUCAUGAACUGUUAGCCAGUACUUUAAUAUAACUCUUACACUACCCUCUCUAACCCCUCGCCCCAUAUAUUAAUAAAGGCAUGUUUUGUUGUCACUUGACAAUAAUAUCAAUGACUUCAAAAUUAUACCUGGGUAUAUCUCAUUUUAAACCAAAGUAAUUUUUUCAUUACUAAUGUUCGUCUCUGUUUUGAUAAAGUCAGGGAUGUAUAUACAUGUAGUAUUAUAUACACUGUAUGUCCCUGAUUAAGUGCAUCAUUUUUUGCCUCUGACCAUGGUACUUGACUUUGACCAUAAAAAAUUAUGUGACAGUACAUCUUUGCUAGCCAAGGGUUUUCGGUCCACUUCAUAAACCCCUGGGUUUAUGGGGAGCAAAGUGGACCAAAAACUCUUGGCUAGCGAAUAUGGUGACAGUAAGGCAAAGACUUUAUAAGAUUAGAUGUUUGUAAUUCAUUGGCCACUGUAGAGGAACUAUAUAUAUAAAAAAUUAUAGUGUAUUUCCUGCUCACCUUUUUUUUUCUAUAGAAUAUAGCUUAUGUAAGUGACUGUAUGUAUUUCCUGUUAUCUCAAUUUUGCAAAUGGUGCUUACUUGAUACAGUUGACAGAUUUAUUUUUUGCAGCAAGUUCAGUGAUCAUGUAUUUGAGCAUUACCUUUAAUCCUAUAUUUUUGAAAAUAUUUAUUUUAACAGUCAGCAUGUUUGUGUUAUUAAAAUGUUGCAAGAAAUAUUUUCUUAUGACUACAAAUGUUACAUCUACUCUUGCGUUAUAUUUAGUAGUAAGUGUUUACUUUAUUUGCCAAAUACAGCAUAAUUUCAGCUUACAGCAUUCCAGAAUUGCUGUAUGUUUAAGCAGGUGUUUGUUUUAUAUUAUAACUCUGUGGUUGGUUCAUAUUCUUGUUCUUUAUUUGUACGGAAGUGUAAUAGAGGCAUUGAUCCACAUUUUAUGUUGCUUUGUUAAAUUGGUUACCUCAUGAUUAAUUUUUCUGUGUGUCUGUGAUGAUGUUCAUUAUUUUUGUUUACUUUUUUCUAAUUAACUGUGAUCUGGUUAUAUACUUUACAGGAUUGAUUAAGCUGUUCCAAGUUAAUUCUCAGAUUAUUAUCACCUUUAAAAUUAAAAAAAACAAACAAACCUACGAUAGAAGUGAGGAUAAGAUUUUUCACACUGGUAUUUUUUUUAUUUACGUUAAUACAUUACUGUUAGAAUUCAAGUUUUGUGUAAACCACAUGUACCUGCAUAUUUUAUGAUACGUCCUAUCUGUAAUAAAGACAUUCUUGGGGAGUAUUCCCAAAAAAUCCAUGCGACAUAAAUAUAUUGUAUUUCUACAGUUGCCAAAUUUUUAGUUGCAAAAGGUAAAAUCAAACUUGAGAGAAAUUAGAGUUUGUUUUCUCAAAAAUACCAUUUCUCCUAAUCUUAUGUCGUGACAUUUAUAAAUCGUGUUUGAAAAAGGGGAAUAACUCAAUUUUCUAUUUAAACUUGAAAAAAAAAAUUCCAAUUUUUAAAAAUGUUGAAAGCUAAUGUCUUGCAGAGAUAAAAAAUAAUAAUAAAAUCAUAUUAUUCUUUUAAAUUUUGGCCCAAGAAACUAAGGAUAAUUAUUUUUGGGUUUACAUGCUUACACUUGUAGAAGAUCUCUUGUACAUUCCACUUGUUCCCUGUUUAUUAUUUUGUAUUUAUUAUACAUUUCGAACCAGCUUUAAUUAUUAUUAAAUUGCGUUGUAUUGUGCAUAAUUCUAAAUUUUUUCUUUCACCAUUAUGAUGCUCAUUUAUCAGACAAAUAAAUGAAUAAAAAAUUGAU